Propithecus coquereli (Coquerel's sifaka) is the source of this 2318-nucleotide messenger RNA. RefSeq names its product SH3-domain GRB2-like (endophilin) interacting protein 1 (gene SGIP1). Lineage: Eukaryota; Metazoa; Chordata; Mammalia; Primates; Indriidae. The record is from RefSeq and is a predicted model, not a curated record. The transcript is spliced from 23 exons. Gene Ontology annotation, cellular component: plasma membrane; clathrin-coated pit; cytoplasm. Gene Ontology annotation, biological process: clathrin coat assembly; clathrin-dependent endocytosis. Bases 233 to 2146 code for a protein of 637 amino acids.
GCUUGCUUUUCCUCUCCUUUCUCUCUCAGCAUCUUCCUGGCAGCCUGUAGGUGAAGCAGCACCGGCGGCAUCCAUGGCCUGUCUUUCGGGUUAACCCUUGUCCCCUUUGGCUCCUGCAGCGGACAGAGCAGACCUCAGCAGCGGCGUUGUGAGGACUUAGCCCGGACCUGGAAUCGUAUCCUCCUGUGUUUUUUCAGAUUCCUUGGAAAUUAAGGAAUGCAAUUCUGCCACCAUGAUGGAAGGAUUGAAAAAACGUACAAGGAAGGCCUUUGGAAUACGGAAGAAAGAAAAGGACACUGAUUCUACAGGUUCACCAGAUAGAGAUGGAAUUAAGAAAAGCAAUGGGGCACCAAAUGGAUUUUAUGCAGAAAUUGACUGGGAAAGAUAUAACUCACCUGAGCUGGAUGAAGAAGGCUACAGCAUCAGACCUGAGGAACCCGGCUCUACCAAAGGAAAGCACUUUUAUUCUUCGAGUGAAUCAGAAGAGGAAGAAGAAUCACACAAGAAAUUUAAUAUCAAGAUUAAACCAUUGCAAUCUAAAGACAUUCUUAAGAAUGCUGCAACUGUCGAUGAACUGAAGGCAUCAAUAGGCAACAUUGCACUUUCCCCAUCACCAGUGAGGAAAAGUCCGAGGCGCAGCCCGGGUGCAAUUAAAAGGAACUUAUCCAGUGAAGAAGUGGCAAGACCCAGGCGUUCCACACCAACUCCAGAGCUUAUAAGCAAAAAGCCUCCAGACGACACUAUGGCCCUUGCUCCCCUCUUUGGCCCACCAUUAGAAUCAGCUUUUGAUGAACAGAAGACGGAAGUUCUUUUAGAUCAGCCUGAAAUAUGGGGUUCAGGCCAACCAAUUAAUCCAAGCAUGGAGUCGCCAAAGUUAACAAGGCCUUUUCCCACUGGAACACCUCCACCACUGCCUCCAAAAAAUGUACCAGCUACCCCACCCCGAACAGGCUCCCCCUUAACCAUUGGACCAGGUGCAUCAUCCCCUGCUCGACCAGCCACUCCUUUGGUUCCCUGCAGCAGUACCACUCCACCUCCACCUCCUCCCCGGCCUCCGUCUCGGCCCAAGCUACCUCCAGGAAAGCCUGGAGUCGGAGAUGUGUCCAGACCUUUUAGCCCUCCCAUUCAUUCUUCCAGCCCUCCUCCGAUAGCGCCCCUAGCCCGGGCUGAGAGCACUUCUUCAAUAUCGUCAACCAAUUCCUUGAGUGCAGCCACCACUCCCACAGUUGAGAAUGAACAGCCUUCCCUCGUUUGGUUUGACAGAGGAAAGUUUUAUUUGACUUUUGAAGGUUCUUCCAGGGGACCCAGCCCCCUAACCAUGGGAGCCCAGGAUACCCUCCCUGUUGCAGCAGCGUUUACAGAAACUGUCAAUGCCUACUUCAAAGGAGCAGAUCCAAGCAAGUGUAUUGUUAAGAUUACUGGAGAAAUGGUACUGUCCUUUCCUGCCGGCAUCACCAGACACUUUGCCAACAAUCCAUCCCCAGCUGCUCUGACUUUUCGGGUGAUAAAUUUCAGCAGGUUAGAACACGUCCUGCCAAAUCCCCAACUUCUCUGCUGUGAUAAUACACAAAAUGAUGCCAAUACCAAGGAAUUCUGGGUAAACAUGCCAAAUUUGAUGACUCACCUAAAGAAAGUGUCUGAACAAAAGCCCCAGGCUACAUAUUAUAAUGUGGACAUGCUCAAAUAUCAGGUGUCUGCCCAGGGCAUUCAGUCCACGCCUCUGAACCUGGCGGUGAAUUGGCGAUGUGAGCCUGCAAGCACUGACCUGCGCAUCGAUUACAAAUACAACACGGAUGCAAUGACCACCGCUGUGGCCCUCAACAAUGUGCAAUUCCUGGUCCCCAUCGACGGAGGAGUAACCAAGCUCCAGGCUGUGCUCCCACCAGCCGUCUGGAAUGCUGAACAACAAAGAAUAUUGUGGAAGAUUCCCGAUAUUUCUCAGAAGUCAGAAAAUGGAGGAGUCGGUUCUUUGUUGGCAAGAUUUCAGUUAUCAGAAGGCCCAAGCAAACCUUCCCCAUUGGUUGUGCAGUUCACAAGUGAAGGAAGCACCCUUUCUGGCUGUGACAUUGAACUUGUUGGAGCAGGGUAUCGAUUUUCACUCAUCAAGAAAAGGUUUGCUGCAGGAAAAUACUUGGCAGAUAACUGAUAAAAUCUUAUACAAGGAUUUGGAGGAUUCAUAUAAUGAAGAACUGUUGUAUGACAAACAGGUUUUAAUUUUGGUUUCAUAAAAACAAACCAAUAUCUGCACUUGGGAUAUAUCAGCUAGAAAGUCAGUGACUUUCAGCCAUGAUCUCCCUCACACAAUACCAUGAUGAGCA